GAAUAACAGGUUUAAUUCCAAUUUCUCUUCUUUCUUGCGUUCCUAUAGACACCUAAAUACUGGAGAUCAUGCCAAAUGCAUUUUAAAUGCAGAGAUAAGGCGUCUAAUCGAUUACCGAGUUGCACUGCUAGAUCCGUUUCUCUGAGUCAGCCGGUCGCUGCUGUCCGUUCUGAAGAUGGAGGAAGCAGGCGAAGGGAAUAUCGCACUGCAGCGGAUACACAGUGUUUAGACGCUGUCUGGAACUCCAUAUCAGAUGAGGUGGAUGUGUGUCACCCCUUCCACUGCUAAAGAUCGUCCCCUGUUUGUGACCAAUAUGAACUCCAGUUGAACAUGACAGUCAUCAGAGGACUUCAACACCACAGUAGAGACUGACAAGCCUCUGUCAUUGGAAAUAAUCGAUUGUUUUUACGCAAGGAUUUCGUUGGACACUUAUUUGCGCUUUCACAGGGGGGAGACCAAAACAAAAAGUUCUGCCCCCUGAAUAUGGACAUGGAGGCAUCGAAUGGCUAUAUUGCAAGUAACGGCAACUGCUCUCCCAGGAAGGAGAACUCGAGAAUGCUGGUGGAUCUGUCGACCAGCAUACCCAAUGGCCAGCAUUCCCAAAGUCCUAAUUCCCCUGCUGCACGCACAAUCAAACAGGAGGAAGGUACUGAGGAGGAGACAGAGAGAAGGCUGGAUGAGGCGGGUCACAGCGGUGAAGAAGGCUCUGGAUUGGAGGAGCCCAUGACUGACAGCCCAAAUAACUCACAAGAUGCUGGGCCAGGAACAGAAGGACAUAAUGAGACCGGGAUUAGACUGCCAAAUGGUGACCGGCCAUUCCAGUGUAACCAGUGUGGGGUUUCAUUCACUCAAAAGGGCAACCUACUGAGGCACAUCAAACUCCACACGGGAGAGAAGCCCUUCAAAUGCCCAUUCUGCAGCUACGCUUGCCGCCGCCGUGACGCCCUGACCGGACAUUUGCGCACACACUCAGUGGGCAAACCACACAAGUGUAACUACUGUGGGCGGAGCUACAAGCAGCGCACGUCAUUGGAGGAGCACAAAGAACGGUGUCAUAAUUACUUGCAGAGCGUCGGCAUGGACUCUACCUCCAAUCCUGGACUGUAUCCAGGAGAGGUACCAAAGGAGCAGAGGCCACUGGAGUCAACUGGGAUGGUGGCUUUCGACCGGCCUCCUGUAAUUGAAAGACUGCAGGGGAAUGUGGGUAAACGGAAGAGCACCACGCCACAGAAGUUUGUGGGUGAGAAAAUGGUUCGCUAUUCGUACCCCGAGUUGAGCUAUGAGAUGGGCCCUAAGUAUGACAAGGAAGCUGAGGUGAUGCAUGCGCAGUUGAUGGACUACUUGGGCUCUGACUCCUUGAGGCCCAUGGUCCAUCACCCAUCCCUCUCCAUGGCUGAAGUGCUGCCUAUGGUGAACCCGCUCUUCCAUCCGAUGUACCCGCUCGGCCCACGCAUGGACCGUCCCAGCAGUCGAGAGGCUCCUCCGCUGCCCCACCCAAACCCAGAGUUCUCACACCCAACCAAUGGCGCAAUCCCCUUGGUCAGGCCCAAGAAUCCUCGGUCGGCCCGAGAUGGGUCCCCGUGCAACAGUGGACAGGAUUCGGCUGAUUCGGCACGGAGCAGCCCCCAGGACAAGCUCAGCUGCACCGGGCCCAGGACGAGAUCAAGCCCAGGGUUUGCCCGGGCAGAGGAAGGCAGGGCGAUAGACGCCGGCCGUUUCGCCGCCAGGGACAGCAUCCGCGUCUUUGGCCGCGAAGGCCAGGAGCUGAGGGUGUUCCAGUGCGAACACUGCCGCAUCCUGUUCCUGGAUCACGUCAUGUACACCAUCCACAUGGGUUGCCACGGAUACAGAGACCCACUCGAGUGCAACAUCUGCGGCCACUGCAGCAAAGAUCGCUACGAGUUCUCCUCACACAUCGUCCGUGGAGAACACACCUUUCGUUAAGAAUCCCACGCACUCUUGCAGUCAGUUUACCGCAGACGGCAUCAGUUUACUGCUGAAGCAUUACAAGAGCACCAAUCGGCAGAUAUAUGAAGGUUUGGGUCCAAUAGAAAGUUUUCAUUUUGGAGCUGUUUGAAGAUUUUUGUUCUGGGCGAGGGGAUGAAUAUGUUUGUUUCUUUUUGUUCUUUUUCAUUUCAUUUCACCUCACACACAGAUUAUUGUUAUAUAUGUACUGAACCUUCCAACAGAGCAGCUAUGUGUUAUCUAAAGUUGUGAAGUUUUUUCUCUCUUUUUUUUUGUCAUCUGUAUUACCUCGAUGCAUGCUGUCAUUCUUGUUUCAUGGACCUUGAUCAAUAUUACAGGUAAUCCGAGCAAGCAGAGCUUAGUUUUGCAUACAAAAAAAGAAGAAAAUAAAAA
Molecule: messenger RNA, 2358 nt
Organism: Carassius carassius (crucian carp)
Lineage: Eukaryota; Metazoa; Chordata; Actinopteri; Cypriniformes; Cyprinidae
Product: zinc finger protein Helios-like
Exons: 9
Coding region: 484-1944 (486 amino acids)
Biological process (GO): regulation of transcription by RNA polymerase II
Molecular function (GO): RNA polymerase II cis-regulatory region sequence-specific DNA binding; DNA-binding transcription factor activity
Source: RefSeq, a predicted model, not a curated record